AUGCUGGCCGUCGCAUUAUCCGCUAUUCUUUACGCUCUGCUCAUUAGCAACUCCCUUGCUGAACUUGGACGGGGGAGCCUACGUCAACGACAAAGCCCAAAAUGCGCCGCCAGUUCCUUUACGAAUGUGGUCAACCUCCCUGGAGUCACCGUCACCAUCGAGAAAGCCGUGUCGAUCUCGGAACGUGGCUCUUAUGCGGAAUCAGGAAACCAGGGCUUCCCGCAAACGAUUGACUUGCUGCCGGCACUAUGUGCCGUGACAGUCAGAGUUACCAACACCUCCGAUGUCCCCAUAAAACCCCAGUCCAGCUACCGGAUCGGCUUAUUCCUCCCCACAACGACAAAUUGGAACUCGACGAUUCUCACCGUAGGCAGCGCCUCGUUUGCUGGUGGUAUCAACUGGCCGGGAAUGAGCGAAGGGACACACUACGGCUUCGCGACCAUAUCAACAGACAACGGCCAUAAUUCGGCGGGGAGUGAUCUUUCCUGGGCAACACCAGCGCGGCUCUACGACUGGGGCUACCGAGCGCUACACGGCUCAGUCCUAGUCGGCAAGCUGCUCGUCGCCCAUUACUACAGCAACUCACCAACCUACUCCUACUACGCAGGAUGCUCGACCGGAGGCCGCCAAGGAUUGAGAGAAAUCCAGUACGAUACCAACAGCUUCGACGGCGCUCUCAUCGGAGCCCCAGCCUGGGACACCAUGCACCUCAUGCCGUGGAUCUCCAAGAUCGCCGCCCAACAACUCAACACCACCGCAAACGGCAGACUACGGGCUACGCAGCUUUCUAUCCUCGCCACCGAAGUCCUGCGUCAGUGCGAUGCCCAAGACGGUGUCAAGGACAACAUCAUCAGCCAACCCGACCAAUGUCGUUUCGACAUCUCCAAGAUCAUCUGCUCCGACCCGUCCCGCUGCCUCACCCGCGCGCAAGCCGACACCGCCGGCAAGAUCUAUGGCGAAUACAUCAUCAACAGCGGAAAUGGUCGAAACCGGACAGUCUACAACGGCUUCACCCUCAGCUCCGAAGACCAAUGGUCCGUCUACUUCGGUUCCGACGCCGCCCUCUCCGACUUCGACUUCAGCUACGAGCGCUACUGGCUCUACAACCUCACUUCCACCCAACCCCCCUACACCUGGCAACAAUACUCGGACCAAGUCGUGCUAGACUCGGAACGAAUAAACGCCGGUCAAGCAACCGCCAACCAGUUCGACGCCCUCUCCUCUUACCGAAAUCGCGGUGGGAAAAUCAUCAUGUACCACGGCCUCGCCGACGGACUCAUCUCUCCCAAGACUUCACUAGCCUACUACAACGCCACCAUUUCUUCUAUGAACACUUCAGAAGCACGAGAAAUCCGCUCCUGGUUCCGCUACUUCCAAGUCCCCGGCAUGCAACACUGCUACUUCAGCAACCGAUUCAACGCGCCCUGGGACUUUGGCGCCCCGGGGCAGGCCUCGCAGCUGCGUAUGUUGCCGGCGUUGGGGACAAACCUAAAAGCGUUUGGCGAUGGGUGGUCGGUCCCCGGGCAUCUGGGUGAUGAGAGGUAUGAUAUGCUGGCGGCGUUGGUGAAGUGGGUGGAGGAGGGCAGGGAGGUCGAGCAGGUGGUUGCUACGGCGUUUAAGGAGGAUUUGAGUGAAGGGGUUUAUAGGACGAGGCCGGUUUGUGCGUGGCCUGGACGGGCGGUUUGGGAUGGGAGGGGGGAUGUGGAUGUGGCGGGGAGUUGGAGGUGUGUUUGA
Molecule: messenger RNA, 1734 nt
Organism: Neurospora tetraspora
Lineage: Eukaryota; Fungi; Ascomycota; Sordariomycetes; Sordariales; Sordariaceae
Product: Tannase/feruloyl esterase
Exons: 1
Coding region: 1-1734 (577 amino acids)
Source: RefSeq, a predicted model, not a curated record